AUGAAUAUUCCACCAUUAUCAUCAUUAACUGAUAUUGGACAUCAAUCAAAACGACCUUCAAAUAUAGCUCGUUUUCGUAAUCGAUAUCGACAAAUGUUGGUUUCAACAAAACAGCAUAAUCUUUUGAGACGUCGAUUUCGUAAAUCAACAACGUGUGAUAUAUCAUCCGAUGAGAUUCUUCCCGAUGAAAAUAACUUGGAAUCUUCUAAAUCGACGCCAAUGAAUCGAAUGCGCCACAGUGGUAUGAGACGUUUUUCUCUGGUUAAACUUGAGCUACCAACCGAAGAUUCAAAUACAUCACUCACAGAUGAUUCAAAAGGUUCAAUUCCAUCAUCAAGCCCGAAUCUGAUCCAAAAAUUACUUUUUCGGCAAUUUAGUCCGAAAACUCGUCCUUAUUCUACAGGAGUUUCUUCUGAUGAUAAUGCUUCGUCGUCAACGGUGUCCAACGAUACACUUCAGAGUUAUGCCAGUUCUGGUCGACGAAUAACAACACCAACAGCACCAAAACAUUCAUGGUCUAACUCAUCACCUUCAAACAAUUCUAAGCAAAGUGUUGACACAAAAGAAAGUUUAUUAGCUCCACCAAGUACAAUAUUAUCAAAAAAUCAACAAUCAGAUUUAACAUCGUAUUUAUCUCGACGACGUAAUACAACUGGAAGUAUUUCCAUAAAUAAAAUUGUUGAUUUAAAGAAUACUUCAAGUGGAAAUACACUGAAGUUAAGUUCCGGUUCUGCAUUAGGUAGUUCAAGCAAGUUAUCAACUGAAAAUAUUUUUCAAACUGUUGAAGAUUCAGAUUUAUUUACAACAAAACAACUUUUACAAGUCAAUGAAAGUUUUGCUAAUUCGUAUAAUGAAUAUGAUUGGUGUCCAUUGGAUAUUGCUAUCAUGUUAAAUAAUAUUCCCAUGAUUCAACUUCUUGUAGAAUAUGGUGGCGAAGAAAGUGCAAGAAUUCAAUCUGAAGAAUGUCGUUAUCAAAGUGUUUGCCAUCAAUUAUCAAUGCUUUCUCAACAGAAUUGCGAUGAAACUAUAAAAAAAUCUUCGUCAAACAAAUUAACCACGGAUGAUGCUCAAUUUCGUCGUUCAUCUCCGUCAAAUGAUACUCAACAACGUCAUCGUCGAAUAAGUAAAGGCCAACAAGAACAAUUACAAAUACAGCAACAACAACAACAACAACUUUAUCAGCAACGUACAUUAACUUUGACACAAAUGAAAGACAAUUAUGAACAAGCAGGUACAAAUCGUAAUUUGAAAAAAAAAAGAAUGGACGGUAAUAAAAAAUUUCGUUCUCGAGCUUUAAUUGUUAAAGCUGCUCUUCGAUUUGUAACAAAACCACGUCAAAAGAAUUCCCUUUCUGGUGAAAGUCUUCAACGUGAUAGUCUUUCAUCAUCAGCAUCAUCAUUAAAUGCACCAAAUUCAUCCAAAGAUUUUUAUUAUCAUCAAGAAAAAUAUCAAAAGCGUAUUCCGGAUGCUCCAACAAAUGUUCGCCUCAUGGUUACUGGUUCAAAUAGUAUCACUGUUACAUAUGACGAACCACAUAGAUCUAAUGGAGCCAUGGUCAUUAAAUAUAAAAUCGAAUGGUGCACAAAUGAAAAUUUUAAUGAAAGCUCUCCGCCUGAGUGUGUUGUUCAUAGUGAUAUUGUUAAAAAUUGUUUUUUUCGUGAAUAUGUUAUUCGAGAUUUACCUAUUGGACAGAAAUGUUAUGUACGUGUAUCAGCUGGAAAUAUACGUGGCUUUGGUCAGCCAGCUAUAGCCAAUCCACGUUACUGCGUUCCAUCGAGCUGGCGUGAAUUUUCAAAAACAUCACGUCCGAACGUAUGUGAUUUACGUUUUGAAGAAAUUCUUAAUAAAAUGCGUCCGGAAAAAAUUGUUAAUGAACGCGGAAGUAUUGGUACAGCAUUAUCAAGUUCUUAUAAUUCAAAUAGUGGGACUAUUGAUGGAAAUGGUAAGUAUUCAUUGAUUAAAUGCUACAGGUCAUUAUAAUAGAAAAUACAACAUAUGCAUAUAUUAAAAAAGAAGAUAUGAAUUGCUAAGAAUAUUUAAUAGGACUUCACAGUGUUUUCUUUAAACAGUUUGAUAUACGCAAAAGAAUAAUUCAUUCUAACGAGGGAAGGUCACCAAGUGUUCAAUCGCUUUUGCGUUGAAACUACUUACAUUAUGUAGCUUCCAAGGAGUUAUGAAGACACUGAAAAUAUUUUGGGCGGAUAGCUUAUUGUUACGAAAACAGACCAUUUCUAAGGUAUGGGUUUUAGUGAGAGUCUGGGGCCCCCCUCAGGA
Messenger RNA from Rotaria socialis, 2274 nucleotides. The record is from the annotation of a GenBank genome assembly. Lineage: Eukaryota; Metazoa; Rotifera; Eurotatoria; Philodinida; Philodinidae.